UGAGAGUACAGUUGUUUCACGAGGCCAAGCUUUUGAACUUGGUUUUUUCACUCCUGGAAAAUCAAGAAACCGAUACGUGGGAAUUUGGUACAAGAAACUAUCUGGAAAAGUAUCUGAUAGGACUGUUAUAUGGGUAGCCAACAGAGAUAUUCCCCUCUCAGAUUCCUCUGGAGUUCUAACUAUCACUCAAAAAGGAUUUCUUGUUCUUCUCAAUAGCACAAAUGGCACCGUUUGGUCAUCAACUGUGUCAAAAAUUGCAAACAAUCCAGUUGCUGAGCUAUUAGAAUCAGGAAAUCUUGUUGUGAAAGAUGCGAAGAAGGAUGAUAACGAGGAUAACUUUUUGUGGCAAAGCUUUGAUUAUCCAGGUGAUAACUUGUUACCGGGUAUGAAACUUGGAGUGAACUUGGUUACUGGUCUAAACAGGUACAUGUAAUCCUGGAGGAGCAUAGAUGAUCCUGCCCAUGGCGAUUACAAAUAUAUGAUAGACCCUCAUGGGGUUCCACAACUAGUUCUUACAAAAGGGAAUACAAUUCAAUUUAGAGCAGGUUCAUGGAAUGGUCUUCGUUGGACGGGCGUUCCUCAACUGAGAGAAAAUCCUGUUUAUAGAUUUGAGUUUGUGUUAAAUCAGAAUGAAGUGUUUUACAGGUUUAAUGUUACUAACAGCUCUGUCCCUUCAAGGAUGGUGUUGAGUCCAUCAGGUGUUACAGGGCGGUUAACAUGGAUAGAUCGAAGCCAAAGUUGGCAGCCUUUUUCGCGCUUCUCUGGGUUGACACUUGAUCAAUGUGACAAUUAUGCAUUGUGUGGUGCAUAUGCUAGUUGCAACAUUAAUAUGAACACUCCAUCAUGUGAAUGUUUGGAAGGAUUCAAACCAAAAUUUCCAGAUGAGUGGAGUAACUUAGAUUGGUCUAAUGGGUGUGUUCGAAGGACUGAAUUGGACUGUAAGAAUGGGGAUGGCUUUCUGAAGCACAAAGGAGCGAAAUUACCCGACACACGUUCGUCUAGAAUUAACAAGAACAUCAGCCUUUUGGAAUGUGAGAAAUUGUGUUCUAAGGAUUGCUCUUGUACAGCCUAUGCAAAUUCAGAUAUCAGAGGAAGUGGUUGUUUGCUCUGGUUUGAUGACUUGGUUGAUAUAAGAGCACUUACUGAGAAUCAACAAGACCUCUAUGUGCGAAUGGCUGCUUCAGAACUAGCUAGUAUUGAAAGGAGAAGACAAUCAAGAAAGAAAAAGCUGGUGAUCAUCAUAGUCACAUCUAUACUUUUAGCCAUGGCCAUGGGAGUGCUUAUCUUAGGAUGGAUCUUAUAUUUGAGAAAAAAGAAACUCAAGAAUCAAGGUAAGGGGAAUGAAGAAAUGGAUUUACCAAUAUUUGAUUGGGCAACCAUAGCUAAUGCCACUUGCAACUUCUCAAACAAUAACAAGUUGGGGGAAGGUGGUUUUGGACCUGUUUACAAGGGUAUAUUAUUAGAGGGGCAAGAAAUUGCAGUUAAAAAGCUUUCCAAAAGUUCUGGACAAGGAAAGGAAGAGUUCAAAAAUGAAGUUAUUCUGAUUGCUAAUCUUCAGCACCGAAAUCUUGUGAAACUUCUUGGUUGUUGCAUUGAAAAAGAUGAAAGAUUGUUAAUUUACGAAUACAUGUCCAACAAAAGCUUGGACUACUUUAUCUUUGAUGAAAGAAGAAGCAAGUUACUCAAUUGGAGCAAGCGAGUCAGCAUUAUUGGAGGAAUUGCCAGAGGGCUUCUUUAUCUUCAUCAAGACUCUAGACUGAGGAUUAUACAUAGAGAUCUCAAAGCUAGUAAUGUUUUAUUAGAUAAUGAAAUGAACCCAAAAAUUUCAGACUUUGGCCUGGCCAGGACAUUUGGGGGAGAUCAAACUGAGGCAAACACAAACAGAGUAGUUGGAACAUAUGGUUAUAUGUCUCCGGAGUAUGCAGUAGAUGGGCUCUUCUCAGUGAAAUCUGACGUCUUCAGCUUUGGUGUUUUAGUACUAGAGAUAGUGAGUGGGAAGAGAAACAGAGGAUUUCACCAUGAUGAUCACCAGCAUAACCUUGUCGGACAUGCAUGGAGACUGUGGAUAGAAGGAAGACCAGUGGAGCUAAUAGAGAAAUCUUUAGAUGACUCUUGUGCUUUAUCUGACUUACUACGAUGCAUUCAUGUCGGUCUGUUAUGUGUGCAGCAAGCACCAGAAGACAGGCCAAAUAUGUCAACUGUGGUUCUAAUGUUGAAUGGCGAAAGAUCAUUGCCUCAACCAAAGCAGCCUGGUUUUUUCACAGAAAGGAAUGUACCUGGAUCAGAGUCUUCGUCAAGUAAAGAUAAAUCAUGUUCAACAAAUGAAAUCACAAUCUCAUUGAUUGAGCCUCGUUGAAAAAAAAAAAAAACACCAUUUCAUGAAGAAAGCUCUGGAGUUUCUGGUCAAAUCUACAAGCAAACACAUUCAUCAUACAUAAUUUUACAUAUGCUGUCAUUAUACAUGUAUUGUCCUGAUACUUUGUGUUAUGUUACAUGUGUUGUCUCUUCCUUCAAGUAUGCACUCUAUAUAAGCUUAAGGAUCAUUGUCAGGGAAUUGUUAUAUAUUUGGAUUUAUGAAGAUAUUUUACAAACAAUCUUACUAAAUUUUCGAUAAUAUUAUAC
Molecule: messenger RNA, 2622 nt
Organism: Pistacia vera
Lineage: Eukaryota; Viridiplantae; Streptophyta; Magnoliopsida; Sapindales; Anacardiaceae
Product: G-type lectin S-receptor-like serine/threonine-protein kinase At4g27290
Exons: 7
Biological process (GO): recognition of pollen; protein phosphorylation
Molecular function (GO): protein serine/threonine kinase activity; ATP binding
Source: RefSeq, a predicted model, not a curated record